This is a messenger RNA of Ficedula albicollis (Collared flycatcher), 2441 nucleotides long. RefSeq names its product transmembrane protease, serine 4 (gene TMPRSS4). NCBI's taxonomy places the organism in Eukaryota, Metazoa, Chordata, Aves, Passeriformes, Muscicapidae. The transcript is spliced from 12 exons. Gene Ontology annotation, molecular function: serine-type endopeptidase activity; protein binding. The record is from RefSeq and is a predicted model, not a curated record. Bases 95 to 1924 code for a protein of 609 amino acids. Gene Ontology annotation, biological process: proteolysis. Gene Ontology annotation, cellular component: membrane.
CCUCUUAUCAUCAGGAGGAGCAGGAAAAAUCAGUCCGUUCACUUCUGAUAAGCUAUUUGGUGACAGCAGCCCCGCAGGUGAGUCACCCCCGGUGAUGCUCGGGAGAUUACCGCAGGUGACGGAGCUGCUGAUAGACCGGUGUUGUAUUACAAUACAAACCCUAAUUCCUGUUUCACAACUCCCCCUGUGGGUUUUAAGGAGGGCCGGGGCGGCGCUGCCCCAGUGCGAGCGCGGCGUGGGCACAGCGCGCAGGCAGCGGGCUGCGGGAGCAUCGCCGGCCGGCUCCGGGCUCCCGUGUCCCGCACCGGGGGCGUUCGCAGGGUUUCCGCAGGCGGAGGGGCCGCGCCGGAGCUGGAUGGACAUGGACUCGGCCUCGGAGCGGCUCAACGGCAGAGGUCCCUGCACAAGACCCAAAUCCCCCAGGGCGCAGGAGUCCUUCAAGCGGGUCGGGAUCCUCGUCCUGGCCGUGGUGCUCACCCUCGCCUGCCUGGUUGCCAUCGGGUUCCUGGUGAAGAUUUACCUGGACCACCACUACCUGUUCUGCAAGCAGCCCCUGAAGCUGGUGCCGCUGAAGCAGGUGUGUGACGGGCAGCUGGACUGUCUGCAGGGCGAGGACGAGGCCAACUGUCCCCAGUGGGUCCCCGAGGGGCCACCAGCCGGGGCCCGUGUUUCCAAAGACAGAUCCAUCCUGCAGGUGCUCAACAGCCACACUGGAGCCUGGGCCUGUGUGUGCCACGACCACUUCACCCCGGCGCUGGCCAGAGCUGCCUGUGAGGAGAUGGGCUACAGCAGCACCCCAGCGUUCCAGGGGGUGGAGGUGAGCGAGGGGCAGCCGCUGCCUCCCCGCGAGCUCGUGCUGAGCAAUGGGAGCCUCCAGGUGCUCGAGCCAGGCAGGAAAUGCCUCUCGGGGUUGGUUGUGUCACUCUUCUGUUCCACCUGCGGGCAGAGCGUGCGGACGCCGCGGGUGCUGGGGGGCAGCCCGGCCGCCAUCGAGGCGUGGCCCUGGCAGGUCAGCCUGCAGUACAGGAAGGAGCACAUCUGCGGGGGCAGCAUCAUCGGGCCCGGCUGGGUGCUGACGGCCGCGCACUGCUUCAAGAACAACCCCAUCAUCCAGAGCUGGCGUGUCAAAGCCGGCUCCGACCUCCUGUCGGGCGCUGCCACCUUGGCCGUGGAGAAGGUGUUCCUGGCGGAGGUGACACCUGCGUCCCCCAAGGACAACGACAUCGCCCUGGUGAAGCUGCGCUCGCCCGUGCACGACUCAGACAGCACCAAGCCCAUCUGCCUGCCCUAUUUUGAUGAGGAGCUGGUGCCGGGCACACCCCUGUGGGUGAUCGGCUGGGGCUACACAGAGGAGCGCGCUGUCAGAGCGCCUGCAGCAGGCCGAGGUGGAGCUCAUCGACGAGAGGAGCUGCAACCUGGCCGCCUACCACGGCGAUGUCACCGACAGGAUGCUGUGUGCUGGCCUGCCCCAGGGCGGCGUGGACACCUGCCAGGUGUGGGAUGCUCCAGGCCUGCGGGGGUCUGUACCCACCCGUGGCACGGCUCCUGGGAGGGAAGAGCUGUUUUGGGAGGGGCUGUGAGCGCUGUCACCCUGCGGGGCCGUGCUGAGGCUCUGUCCUUGGCAGGGGGACAGCGGCGGGCCCCUGCUGUACUCAGGUGGGCACUGGCAGGUGGUGGGCAUCGUCAGCUGGGGCCAGGGCUGCGGCACCCCCAGCACACCUGGAGUCUACACCAGCGUCCGAGCCUACCUGGACUGGAUCUCGGCCGUGCGCAGGUCAGAGCUCUGAGACCUGCCGGAACAGGUCGCUCCUCGCCCCGAGCCUCCCUUGCCAUCCCUCUGCCCGUGCUCUGGCAGCAGCAGGGACAUGGAUCUCCAGCCGUGGGACAUCAGCAGAGGCUCCCAAACCCUCGCUGGCAGCUGUGAUUUAGGGUGCCAGAGCCCAGCCAAGGAGGCAAAGGGUGACUCAGAGUGAAGGAAUCUCGCUGGCUCAAGCUCCCUUCCGGACAAAGAUUAAUUUAUUAUCCUGUGCUGACCCCGCUGUGGCACGAUGGCUCUUGAGGGGCCAAGCUGCUGACAGCUCACUCCUGUUGUACAGAGAGAAAAGUUGUUUGUGCUCUAGAGCUCUCCCCCUACCCUAUUCCCAUUAAAGGAAAGGAAUUUUGUUUUUCACACAGCCUCCCGACCCUUUGUCCUGCUUCCUCACAGAGUUGUUUUCACCCAGUCCCUCCCAGACCCAGAGCAACCCCAAACCACGGCGAGUUUCUCUAGUAAACAUAAACUUUAUUUCAUUCAAGGCAAAGCUAACUAAACCUCUACAGUGCAAAGAUGUGCUGUAAGUCAUCACACAGCCCCUGUGCUUACACGCAGGUUCCUCCCACGCAGAUUUACGCUUGCUUGGACACACACGCGUCUGUGGCAGCACACACCCCCUCCCCAAAAA